CCACAGAGACAAAGUGCUAGAAGCAACUUUUGAUCCGCUGCACUACACGGAAAUCUGAUGAUUCAUUAUUGCACACAGUUUUAUUUAUACUAAUUUUAAUUUUAUACGUAAUUUUCCAAACCUCGAUAGAAUUUUGUACGUGAUUUCAAAAUUCUGGGGGGGGGGGGGGGGCUUGAAACUCUGCCUAGCUCCGCCCCUGACAGUAGGUCUCAAUAUAUGCAUCAUCUUCGACUGUUGAAUCUUCUCCACAAGCUUCAAGCAUUCAUCCUCGAGAUGCAGUUGUGUCAUGCUAGUUGUCUAGCCAACUGGACUCCGAAUUUGGCAGCCAUAGCUUCCGCCAUUUCCACAUAAUAAGACCCUCACAUCUUCUUCGUUGUCGCAACAAGGAAGCACUCCUCAUGAUUCCUAAACAUCGCUGCCAAACCAAUGCCUCUGGUAGGGAUAAUGGUCGCGUUCGUGUUUACCUUCACACUACACCGCGAUGGUCUCUUCCAUGUAGCUGGUCUCGCCGUCGUAGGGUCCUUAUUGUUGAGCAUCUGGUUCUGUUGGUAUUCCAUGAGCAAAGCAGCCGCUCGCAUGGCUAUUUCGACCUAUACCCACUUGUUUCAAUUGAACAGCUGAGCGUUUCUUUCCUUCCUCAAAGCCCACAUCAACAACGCCCAUUGCUCCACACUCACCUUCUCCAUCUCCCAUAGCAUCUUCGUUACCCUUUCAACAUAAUUGUGAAGCCCCUACCUGAUAGAAACCCGCAUUUUCUAUAGUUUGCUUAUUCAGAUUAUCCUUGUUGGUUUGUUAUUUUAUGACUUUUCGAGAAUUAUUGGGGUGAUUUGGAGGAUAUUUAAUUUGUCGGGUGGUAAUAGGGAAUUAUCCAUUUUUAUAUAAACUACUUGUACGUGGGAUUAGACGAGGAAGCAAUAUUAAACCUAAAGUUGAGAAUCCCUAAUCCCUUCUUCUCCCCUCUCUCUCUCUCUCUCUCUCUCUCUCUCUCUCUCUCUCUCUCUCUCUCUCUCUCUCUGCUGAACUCCCCAUCCCCUUUCUCCAAGCUGCUGCCGCAGCACUUCCCUUCCCUCUCCUAAUUCUUUCCCCAACUCCCUUCUUCCUUUCUUCAUCCCACGCCAAGGGCCAUUACCACCUUGGUAAUUGCUCUUUUCCCCCAAAUUCCCUAGAAACCGAUAGAACCCUAAUUUUAGGUUUCAAUCAUCUGGUAUCAGAGCCCCGUUAUGAUCCAAGCAAAUCAUCAAGGAACAUAGAUCACAUUGUGGCGGUAACAAAGUCUCAUAAGGCUGCGGAGAAGGCGGCGGAUGAGGCGGACCGGGAAAAGGCAACCGCGACCACCGUGGUGACUGGGUAGGGCAGCGGCGACGAGGCCAGGCCGGCGGCAGCCGCUCCGUCGCUGGAAAGGAACCAGCCGAAUCCAACGACUCGAGUAAUGGAGACGGUCAGGGUGGUGGACGAGACCAGGCUGGAACAACUCCAAAUUGCAGUGGGCGAACUCCAAGUUGCGGUGAAGAGACUGAUGGCAGAUUGAGAGCAGGUGGAGGAGAGACGUCAAGAAGAGAUGGAUGAAAUUCUGCGAGCUCUAAGCAAACUGGCACGGGACGCAGAGGUGAGGCAAGGAAAACCGCCAAUAUCCGAGACCACCAUGGGGCUCGAGCGUGAGGUUGGGGAAGAGCCAACCGCGGCGGCGGCGAGCCUGGCGGCGGUGGCAGGAGCCGCGAAGGUGGCGGCGUCGGCAGUGACGGCCGCAGAAGCAGGCAGGUCGGCGUCCUCGACGAUCAGGCUCGGGCAGGCGACAUGGCGUGCGGGCCAAGUUCACUUUGGGACCAACGGUGAUACUGGGUUGCUUCCGUAUCGAUGGCCCAAGAGACGGCGGUACGACGUGGCAUUGCCAAAAUGUUGGGCUAUGAUAAUGUGGGCCCACGGAACCAUGAAGAAGAGGGGAGUCUGGCCUGGGUACCCAAUGGGCUGGGUGGUUGGGCCCAGAACCAACCCAAGAAGAGGAUGAGGUGAGUCUGGCCGGCCUGCCAGAUAAGUGGGCCAAACUCAACUAGAGGGCAGCCGGGUUGGACCAGAUGUGGACGGCUGACAAUGUUGGGUUUCGGUCGAAUCAAACCGGCUGAACUAUUUGGAUCCACCUUGGUCGAACCGGAAUUGAACAGCUUAGGGAUGACCAGCAGCAAGGAGGACCGAACCAUGGGGUUCCUAUGGGGUGGGCGUGGAUCGUGUAGCGAGGUAGAAGGCUUCCCACCACCUCGCAUGGGCCCAGACGGACCGGGACGAGUAACCCAAGAUUCGAGGAGCUGGUAUAACAGGGCAGCCUUGAGGCGAGGAGGGAGCGGAUUACACGAAUGGAGGCCCGAGAAAUUCGCACAAUAGAAGGUAUGUUGGGUAUGACUACUUUAAUGAUAUGGAUGAUGACUUAGUUUUCAGAGCUAAGCCUCCAACCAUUGAGUUUCCGAAAUGCAAUGGGCAAGAGGAUGCAGGGUUGUGGUUGUACACAACUGCAGGUGGUUUAAGAACCCCCCAACUUGGGAGGAUAGGAAGGCACAUCUAGCGUCCUUCUACCUGGAAGGUGACGCUCUACACUGGUGGGAAUGGCUGGAAAGGUCAUAUGCUGCUACGGGGACUCUGAUCACGUGACCGAUGUUCUAGGAGGAACUCCGUUAUCAGUUCGGCAAGUCGGAAGGAUGGGCCCCUGAGCAGUUAGCUAAGUUAAGACAGACUGGAACGUUGGCGGAGUAUCGAUCGGAAUUUCUCAAGCUGGGAAAUCAGUGCAAAGGGUUGCCGGAAGGAACACUGGUGGGAUUAUGCCAGGCUGGUCUAAAGCCAGAGAUCGCGACAGCUAUAGGGGUGUUUGAACCCGACUCGCUAAGAACUGCUUUCCGCUAAGCAGGUCACAAAGAGGAAGAACUUGCCAGCUUGAAAAGUGUCAUCGGCCGCUUCUAGAGGCCGAGCGGAGGAGGAAGCAGCAGUUUCGCAAGCAGCGGGGGAGGAAGCGCGGCCGCCGGAACGAGCACGGAGCUGCAGGAGGAAAUCCACCGCCACCGGCGACGACGCGACCAAGACCUGGUCCUCGCGCUCCACUAAAAGACUACUUCAAGUUGUCACCCGAUGAGAUCGAGCAGAAGCGUUAGGAGGGCAAGUGCUUCAACUGCAAUGAGCGGUUCACCGUCGAUCACUAGUGCGCGUGGCCGGAUGUGAUGAUGCUUGUGGGACGCCGGGAAGACGAAGUAGAGGAGGAGGAGAUGGAGUCCUUGGUAGAGAAUCAGUGUGCUCGAGUCAACCUUGUGGUCAAGGUUGUUUCCAAGGAGGCGGGGAUGAUAGAAACCCGCAUUUUCUUUUGUUUGCUUAUUCGGAUUAUCCUUGUCGGUUUGUUUUUUUAUGACUUUUCGAGAAUUAUUGAGGUGAUUUGGGGGAUAUUUAAUAAGUCGGGUAGUAGUAG
Messenger RNA from Linum trigynum, 3442 nucleotides. NCBI's taxonomy places the organism in Eukaryota, Viridiplantae, Streptophyta, Magnoliopsida, Malpighiales, Linaceae. The record is from the annotation of a GenBank genome assembly.